Astyanax mexicanus (Mexican tetra) is the source of this 5728-nucleotide messenger RNA. It is a transcript of the gene brd2a, whose product is annotated as bromodomain containing 2a. Gene Ontology annotation, cellular component: nucleus; chromatin. The transcript has 12 exons. Gene Ontology annotation, biological process: chromatin remodeling; regulation of DNA-templated transcription. The record is from RefSeq and is a predicted model, not a curated record. Bases 2136 to 4601 code for a protein of 821 amino acids. NCBI's taxonomy places the organism in Eukaryota, Metazoa, Chordata, Actinopteri, Characiformes, Acestrorhamphidae.
CCCCAAAUCCGGCAGAGGAGCAGGAAAAGAACACGGUCGCCAUGAUUCCUCACAGCCUGCUUCAGAAAACACUGCGAUUAUUUAAUAUUCAGCUUCGAGAUACAGCAGCUACUACCUGGAUUUUAUAUAUAAAAAAAUACACUAUAUAGAUAAAUAAGUACUUUUAAAGACUAAAUCUAUCAGUAAUUUAUAGGCGGAUUGAGACGCGGCAGUGAUUCACGGGAUUUUUCUGACCAAUCGGAGCGCGGGUGACGUUGCUCACAGAUUCUUUGUUCUGGAAGCUUCCUUGAGGAUGUCGACACAUUAAUUUGUACAGAGAUAUGGAUUUAUUUCUUAAUUCCGAUCGUAUUUUUCGUUUUUUUCUACGGACAAAAUAAGAGUAUGCUGACUACAGACUUCUAAACUCUGUUAAAUCCGGGUUUACACUAAAACUAAAAAUAUCACAUGACUUUUCCUCCCCCUGCCCGGGUCCCAGUGCAUGGGGAAGAAGUCGGACAUGUUUGAAGGAAAUGCGUUGAUUAAAGAAACGUGGUCGAAGACGAGAAGAAAAGGGAAAAUAUUUCAAGCAUGAGGAUUUUAACGCAAGAUUAACCUUUUUUGUUUUGUUUUGUUCUGUUCAACCUCAAUAGAGGUAUAGAAGGUCGAGCUUGUCUUCAGGUUGCUUUAAUAUGAUAAUUUGACUUUAUUUAAUAUAUGAAAUGCAGCAAUGACGAGAUAUUAUUUGUAGGAUGACUCAAUUUUAUAGUUUAACGAAGAGUUAACUUACUAGUAAAAUGCAGUCAUUUUACUGAUUUUAUUACACAGCUCUUUAACCUUGGUAGUGGGGGAUGGGUCACAAUAGUUAACUUAUUUGUAAGCAAAAUGUUGAGUAGCUUAUCAAAUCAAUGUUUGUUUUUUUUAAUUGUAGCUAAAUUUUCAAUAGGAUAUUUCAGCACUGAUAAGUGAUCUGGUUGGCAGCCAGGUUACAUUAUAUAUUGUGUUGUAACCUAUAUGCAGUACUUAGGGGUAGGCCCUUCCUGUAUAGAAAGAAAACGCUAGUAUGUAAUUAUAUAGGUUAGAUUAAUCUAGAAGAAUUAACUGAUUUAAUUCGUAAACACAAAAAAGGGGGAAAGCUAGGGUCUGUGUUAUUUGCUGUUCCUAUAGCUUCUGUGUUGGCUAACCACCAUAUUAGUUUCUAAGAGGCUGAGAAUCUUUUGUCUAGAUUCAGUGUUUUACUUCAUUUUGUAAAUUUUCUGUCGAAUCAUCUAUAUUUCUGUUGUUAGUUUUUAACAAGAGAAAGCGUUUCAGGCGCCAAAGCUGCUGCGUCAUUUUAUGGUACACGCGGUCGUAGGCCAUCUUGACUAGAAGAAGGACGAGGUUCAGGUAUUGGGUAACUUAGGAAUAAUUAAUAUAAUGUUGUUGUUUAGCGUUGGAGUGGUGGCAUUUUGCUUUUAUGGUAUGAAGUUUUGUUGUUCUAUUAUUUUAGGUAAUAAAUGCUGUAUUUCUGGUGUAGAGAACUAAAUUGAGCUGUUCUCUGAAAUGUCACUUUGUUGUUUUAAAAUGGCGACUGGUGACGGUGGAGCUUUUUGCGCGCGCAGUAAAGCAGAGCGGGGAAGCGCGCGCGUGACUCGCGCAUUGAGCCAAUCGUGUAGCACGAGCCCGCCCCGGUCAGUGUCCUCUCAGCUUGUGUAACCAAUCAACAGGGUGUGUGUGUGAACCAGGUUGACGUAACCAAAGCGCACUUUUAUAUACAGGCUACAUUCAGUAAACGGUCUCUAACACUAGGUGUUCACCCAGCGCCGUUUAGCUCUGAUGUUUCUGCCUUCACUGUCGGACUGUAUUAAAGAAGUGAGACAUAUUUGACCUUCCGCUGAGACGGACUCUUCUGACUUGCUUUUCUGAAACGUGUGCUGGUGCGGUGGAGGCGUGGCGUUCAGUGUGACUGACGGCCUAAUCGGCGUAUAGAACGAGUGUGGGCGUGGGUGGGCCUAGUUACAUUAGCCAAUGGAGUUGUCGGCUGGUCUAUAAAGAGUCGGGCGGAGCCUUUGCGUCGCCAUUUCACUGUAGCCGUGACCAGGAGAAUAGAGGAAGUCAAGGAAGUGAGGUCGGGAGGAUCGGCGGUUUGAGGUCUCCAAACAGAAUCCGGAUCCAUCCUCAUGGAGACGGCCAUAAGCCCGCCCCUUGACAGCUCUAUGGCCGGGAGCAAUAUGGGUGUUCAAGGAGUGACAAUGAUGGAGCUGCCUGUCGCUGGUGCUGGUAAACGCAUCCGCAAGCCAUCGCUGUUGUACGAGGGGUUCGAGGGUCCUGUACUCUCUCAAGCCCCUACCUCUGGGCCGCAUAAGCCUCCUACCCAGGAUCCCAGCAGGGAGGGUCGAGUGACCAACCAGCUGCAGUUCCUUCUGAAGUCUGUCACGAAGCUUCUCUGGAGGCACCAGUUUGCUUGGCCGUUCCACGAACCCGUGGAUGCUGUGAAGCUCAACCUGCCUGACUACCAUAAAAUUAUCAAGGAGCCAAUGGAUAUGGGAACCAUUAGGAAACGACUGGAAAACAACUACUAUCGCAGUGCUACUGAAUGUCUGCAAGACUUUAACACAAUGUUUACAAACUGUUACAUCUAUAACAAGCCGACAGAUGACAUAGUUAUGAUGGCUCAGUGUCUGGAAAAGGCGUUCCUGCAGAAGGUAGCACAGAUGCCUUCAGAGGAGGUGGAAUUACCUCGGCCUGUCCCACGGGGCAAGACUGGAAAGCCUAGCAAAGGCCGCAAAACCCCAAUUUCAGGAGGGUUAACAACAGCUCACCAGGUUCCAGCUGUAUCGUCAGUGUCACAGCCUGCUUACUCUCCCCAAACACCAGACACUCCCGACUUAUUUCUCUCUGCCCCACCACAAAUGUUGAUGGCCAAGAGUCUGCCUCCCACUGCCCACAGUGCCCCUACAUUGUUGGGUCUACCCCCAACUCAGCCUACAGCAAAGAAAAAGGGAGUCAAGCGAAAGGCUGACACCACCACCCCUACAACCACCGCCAUGUCCCUCAGCAUUGGUGUUGGGGGAAUGGGCUUAGGUAUGUGUAGUGGGGAAGAAUCCUUGCUCAACCACUCUGUCCUUGGGGUCAAUGCCAACAGAGCAAUAAGCCUGAGCAUGGGCUGUAAUGUAGGCCUGGUUGGAGGGAAAGCCCCUGCACGACGUGGAGGCAGUGGCCGGCCAAUCAAGCCACCUCGGAAAGACCUACCGGACUCUCAGGAUCAGCAAAUGCGACGGGUGAAGCUUAGUCAGCAGCUGCGCUACUGUAAUGAGAUUCUAAAAGAACUGCUGUCAAAGAAGCAUAUAACGUAUGCAUGGCCUUUCUACAAGCCGGUAGAUGCAUUAUCGCUGGGGAUUCUUGACUACCAUGAGAUUAUCAAAAAUCCAAUGGACCUCAGCACAAUAAAGAAAAAAAUGGAUAAGCGGGAGUACACAGAAGCAUUACAGUUUGCAGCAGACAUCAGAUUGAUGUUUUCCAACUGUUAUAAGUACAACCCUCCUGACCAUGAAGUGGUGGCUAUGGCCAGACGACUACAGGAUAUCUUUGAGUUCCAGUUUGCCAAAAUGCCAGAUGAGCCGCUGGAUUCUGCACCCCCUGCAUCCUUGGGUGAGGAACUAGGCAGCCGCUCCUCAUCAUCCUCCUCUUCUUCCUCAUCUUCAUCAUCAGAGAGUGAAGCGAGCAGUGAAAGUGAAAGUGAGGCCAGCUCAGACAGUGAGGAGGAACGAGCACACCGUUUGGCACAGCUUCAGGAGCAGCUGAGGGCAGUGCAUGAGCAGCUGGCUGCUCUCUCCUCUGACCCGAUCAUCAAGCCAAAGAAAAAGAAGGAGAAGAAAGACAAGAAGAAGAAAAAGAAGACCGAAAAGCACAAGCGAAGCAAGGCUGUGGUGACUGAGGAGGUGGUCAUCCGACCCCCCAAGGCCCCAAAAAUCACAACCAAAAAGCCAACAAAAAAUAAAAGUAACAGCAAGGCAGCUGCAUCGUCCACACAAAGCAAGAAGGCAACUAGCAAGAAGAGCAGCAAGAGCAAGAGCAAAUCCUCAAAGAAGUCUCAAGCACCUGUUGUCCCUCAAGCCCCAAUUUUUCCUCCCCAUUACGAUUCAGAAGAAGAGGAAGAGAACGGCCCCAUGAGCUACGAUGAAAAGCGGCAGCUGAGCCUAGACAUCAACAAGCUCCCUGGCGAGAAGCUUGGACGUGUUGUACACAUCAUUCAAUCACGCGAGCCCUCACUGCGUGACACCAACCCUGAGGAAAUUGAAAUAGACUUUGAAACCCUGAAGCCAUCUACGCUACGGGAACUAGAGCGCUACGUUAUGAUGUGUCUACGCAAGAAGCCUCGAAAGCCAUAUGUAGCAAAGAAGGAAGGCAUGGGCAAGUCCCGUGAGGAACUGGCGCUGGAGAAGAAAAGAGAGUUAGAAAAGAGACUACAGGACGUUAGUGGCCAGCUUAAUUCCGCUAAGAAGCCUCCCAAAACCAAAGUGGAAAAACCCAGUGUGGUAGAACCUAAUGCUCAGGCUUCUCGUCUCAGCGAAAGCAGUUCCAGCUCCGACUCCUCCUCAUCCUCGUCCUCUUCAUCAGACACUAGUGAUUCAGACUCUGGUUAAACAUCCAACUGAAGUGGGAAUAGACACAUGCACAUAUUCUCACAGAUGGUUAAGGGAGCCAUCACUCUGUACUGCACUAGAUGACACAAAUGACUUGGAAUAUGAACAGAAGAAAAAAUGGGCAAAAGACUAAAGAAAGCAAUGUUUUUGUAUGUAUGCAUUGGAUUAAGAUUUAAGGCAAAGCAGUGCUCUUGCUGUAGUUUGUGUGUGCGCGCGCGUGUGUGUGUGUGUGUGUGUGUGUGUGUGUUUGCGCUUGCGCGCAGGCACACAGUUUGUGUGUAUAAACACACAAAGCUAUAUAUAUUUUCUUUUACAAAGAAGAACUUAAAGAAUCCCCUAUUGGGGGCAAAAAACCUAUUCUUGUUUUUUUUUUAGUUUUCAUAUAAAAAGGUGAACGGGGGCUGUCUUGAGUUUUGUGUUUGGGUGUGUAUUAGCGUAUACUCCUGCUUUGAGUAUUUACAACUUCCUUCCCACACUUACAUUCUAGCCCACAUAAAAUAUUGGUGAUGUUUUGUAGCUUGACACUCUAGUUCUGUAUUUAAAUUAAUUAUUUAAUUGUAAAGAAAAUAUGCCUUUUCAAUACCAUUCUAAGUCUUACAUUUGGCAGAGUUCAACAAUGGCACUCUUAACCAUGGCCUUCCAUUGCCUGUAAAAUGCCAACAGUGCUAUGAUGUAGCUACAUGAGUCCUUUUGUUUUAUUACCAUCUUCAAACUGACUUUAUUCCUAGAAAUUCACUAUAUUAGAAUUACAGGUACAAAUGUAGGUUACCUUGACCAUAAAAAAAACAUAUUUUGUGGUGCAAAAGAAUUCACCGUAAGCCACACCAUAACUGAUUUUGUACAUAUGUUAAUGUCAUACAACUUUUGAGCAAGUAUACAGCUUGUUUACCCCUAGUUGUUUUGUUCGUUUGUGCGUGUUUUUUUUAUUUUAUUGUUUAAUGUUUCUUGUCUCCUUAUAUUUCCCCCCUUUAUCUUGUGACCUGUUGUUUUCUCAACUCAUUAUGGCUUUGAUUUGGUAGGUGAAGAAAAAGCCAAAUAAAAUGUAAAGCUGCAAGCAUCAUCUGAAUGGGUAACUUCACACACCUUAGAAAAUGUGCAUAAAUAAAAACAAGAGAUGUUCUAUAAAA